This is a messenger RNA of Penaeus monodon (black tiger shrimp), 1280 nucleotides long. Its product is annotated as papilin-like. Lineage: Eukaryota; Metazoa; Arthropoda; Malacostraca; Decapoda; Penaeidae. The record is from RefSeq and is a predicted model, not a curated record. The transcript has 2 exons. Bases 65 to 1096 code for a protein of 343 amino acids.
AACACCUUCCCCCUUAACACGUUUAUAUGCUACCCUUCAGGAUAAUAUUAAUCUCCGUAAUGCUAUGAACGAACUGACACAAACACUUGAAAACUUAUUUAGUGCUCUAAACAGUAUCCUUAAUGCAAACACGGGAAGACGACACCGACGUAGUGUUAGCGACAUUGAGAGCAUAACCACUAUAGCAGAACAAGCGACUGCAGCUGUUCAGAAUGGUAAUACGUCAGCUGUGAUCUCACUUACAGCGGAAAUAAAGGCGAAGACCAGUGUCGUUUCAGAUCUCGCAGAAGCAGCUGCAAACAAUGCAACACUGGCAAGAGAACUACAGUCUAGCGUAGCUGAUGCAAUCAGUGGGAUUACUGACCUACAAGGAGCCGUCAAAACGAAAGACAAAGAAAUCCAAAGUAACAUUGAAAAAAUACAACAGGAAAUAAGCGAGUUCGGGGGAACUACUGUUGACGUAACAACCAUCGAUAUUAUCGAGAUAACAAACGGUGGCAGCAAUGAAGAGACUACUAUCAAGGAAGAAGACGAUACUACCAUCGCAGACACCGCCACCACUUUGGACACAAUAGUAGAAACUACCAUAGGGGACACGGCCACCGUAGAUAUCACCCCGAUUGAUACCACGACAAUGGACACUAUCAUAGACACUACAACAGUAGACCUCCUCACAGUCGACACCACCAUAGUAGACACUAACAUAGAUACUACAGCAACAGAAACUACCAUUGUCGAUAUCACUACAAUAGACGCGACAAUCUCAGCAGAUACUACUGUCCCUGCUACCACCACCACAGGAGGUAGCAGUGCAAUGGGCAUCACCACACAGGAUGUCAACACAGUUGACACCACCACAGGAGAUGCCAUCACAGCUGACACCACCACAGGAGAUGCCAUCACAGCUGACACCACCACAGGAGAUGUCACAACAGUUGAUAUUUCCACCGAAGACAGCAGUUCAGCAGAUGCCACCACCGAAGACAGCAGUACAGCAGAUGCCACCACCGAAGACAGCACUGCAGGAGAUGCCACCACCGAACACAGCAGUUCAGCAGACACCACCACGUUAGGAGUCUCAACUACCACACAAUGAUAAAGAAUCAACUCGCAAUGCAGUGAUCUCAUCGCCUGGACAAUGUCAUUGUCUGAAAAAAAAAAAUCUAAAAAUCACGUAUGCGUUUCUACUGUCAUAUAAUAUGACAAACAAUUUGCAUAGAAAAUGAGGAUUAAGAAAUCCUAGAUACUAAAAGCAUAUGAUCAAAUAAAGAAAAUAUUAG